Molecule: messenger RNA, 4705 nt
Organism: Cylas formicarius (sweet potato weevil)
Lineage: Eukaryota; Metazoa; Arthropoda; Insecta; Coleoptera; Brentidae
Exons: 3
Coding region: 520-4470 (1316 amino acids)
Molecular function (GO): nucleic acid binding; nucleotide binding
Source: RefSeq, a predicted model, not a curated record
UUCCUAAGCGGUCUAAUAUGAAAGUCUCGUUUAAAACAUUUUUUUUUUGCGGCGAAGGCAGGCGACGCGAUGAUCUCACCCGCCAAAGUUUAGUUUAAACAUUUCGCAAAGCGAUGAUGUCAUGCAUCCGCUGCCGCACACCGGCGACGCGGCGGGCAAUGAUAUCAGCCAGUUGUCAAACGCGACGGCGGCGGUACGCCUGAGUCAUCGCACACAAUCGCGCUGCAAUUUACAUUCACGCCGCGACCAACGGUCGAGUUUCGAAGCGAAGCGGCCCCAUACGACGACGGUUUGGUUAGGUUAGGUCGCUAACUACGACCAAUUUUAUCAGCGGGUUGCGUUAUAUUGCGCAAUUCUCGCCAACACAAAUCUUAAUUAUUCUGAAGGAACGUUCUCGAAUGUAAUUUUAAAUUCAUUACCCCAGAAAAAUUGGCUUAAUUAACAAGUGACCGCCGCCAUAGUGAGACUUCAUUCUUUGGAUUUUUGUUUGUGUUUCACCACUUAAAAAAGCAAAUAAAAAUGUUCACCUGCGAAUAUUGCAACCGCUCGUUCAGCCGUAAAGACCACCUGGCGAGGCACGGGGACUGUCGCGCAGCAGUACAAAUUUGUGACGUUUGCGGCGGGAUAUACAAAUCCGAGGGGGCUCUCCGACGCCAUAAACGCGAGAAGCAUGAGGUUCCCAAGGCGAAAAGACCCGCCGCCGCCCCUAUUGCUGCAGACGAACCCAAGCGCCCGAGACUUGACCUACCGGAAGCUUCGACAUCAUCAUCAUCACCAUCAUCCACGCGCCAUUGUACGCAGUGUAACUUGACCAUUCCUGCAAUGAGAUGGCAAGGACACUUGCGUACUUUGGCUCACCGCCAAAAAUGCAGCGUGGUGCAGGAGCCAGGAGUAGAAAUGAUACAGACCUCCUUCCGUAACCGCAUAGUUACAUACCGUCUGGCGUCCACCGUUAACCCUACCGACGUUAAGGGCUUCUUGGACCACCUUAGGUCCAAAAUCCUUACGUUGGUAGAGUCGAACGUCCGACGCUACGGCAACGUAAAAGUCGGUAUGGAGCUAUUCGGAAACUUCCUCUUGCAGACGAAGGAACAAGAGGAGGUCAAGUCCUUCAAUACCAAAUAUCGGCUGGUGAGCGGAAACACCGAUCUGGAGGAGCUAUACGUCCAGUUCGUCGACAUCUUGGCUACCAAAGCGUCCGAGUUUCAGGAAAGGGACAGCGGUAUGAUUCAUAAAAAUGUAUAUUUCCGAACUAAUUUCUUUCUCUUUUUUACAGGCUGGGCGUUGGAGGAACUUCUCCAUUUAGAAAUAGGGAUUAACAAGUACAAUCCCCUAAGGGCGUCGUCCUAUGUUAACCUGCCCAAGGAAAUCGAAGCCAAAAAAGCUGUUUUGAACUUGCAAAAUACGGACGAAAAAUGCUUUAUGUGGUCGAUCUUGGCUGCUCUUCACCCAAUUCACUGGACAAAUAACGCUAACAGGGUCAGUAACUAUGUAGAAUUUCAGAACGAGCUGGAUUUUACAGGUAUCGAUUUUCCCGUUAAACUUAAGGACAUAUCCACUUUUGAACGACUUAAUGAAAUUUCGGUCAAUGUCUAUGGCCUCGAGAGAGUCUAUAACAAAGUCCGUAAUGAUGUUGAGGUCGUUGGUCCUUUGCAUUUUACUGAAUCUCGUAAAGAGAGACAUGUAAACCUAUUAUUAAUUAGUAAUGACUAUGGAGAAAAUCAUUAUUGUUUAAUAAGAAGUAUGUCUCGGUUGGUUUCAAAACAAUUAACUAAAAGGUCCUCUACAAAGUUUUUAUGCGAUGGGUGUUUGGUUUAUUUUUAUAACGAAGAAAAACUAAAGCGUCAUAAAGAACACGACUGCACUCACAUUUCCAUCAAACUUCCGACCACCGAAUUGCGCAAGGAUAAAUACGGUAAAGAUGUUCCCGCGAAUAAGCUGAAAUUUGAAGAAUUUGAAAAGAAAUUAAAAGUUCCUUUUGUUGUGUACGCGGACUUUGAAACAGUCAUGACUCCUUUACAGGUGGAAGGCGAACCGAAUCCCGACAAAUCGUUUACCGUCAAAACUCAUAUUCACGAGCCUUACUCUUUCGCCUACUAUGUCAAAUGUGACUUUGACGAUUCCCAGUCUACUUUUAAACAGUACAGAGGUCGGGGCGCACACAAAAUUUUCAUUGAAUGGUUGGAGAGCGACUGCAAAGCGCUCUACAACAAGUUCAUGAAAACUUCCGUGCCCAUGACCACUCUAUCGUUUGAACAAGAGACCGGCUUUCGAAACGCUGUGGCUUGUCACAUUUGCGAGAAGCCAUUUAAUGCAGAGGACGAAAAAGUAAGGGAUCAUUGUCAUAUGACUGGCGAAUUUCGAGGUGCGGCUCACUUCACUUGCAACUUGAAUUUCAAAGUUCCGCGGCACAUCCCUGUCUUUUUUCACCAUUUAGGUUUCGACAGUCAUUUAUUUGUAAAAGUUAUGGCUGAAGAAGGGGAAAAGAUCGAUGUCAUCGCCCAAAACAAGGAACGUUACAUUUCCUUUACGAAACAUGUCCUAGUCGAUAACAUUGAGUCGGAGAAAGGAGGCAAAGGGAAAAGGGUAUUUUUAAAACUCCGAUUUUUAGAUUCAUUUCGAUUUAUGGCAUCCAGUUUGGACAGAUUGAGUCGAAAAUUGAACGAUAGUCAGUGUCGGGAAGUCAAAAAAAUUUUUAAAAAUGAACAAGAAUUUCAACUUAUUCGACAGAAGGGCGUUUUUCCAUAUACGUAUCUAGAUUCUUUUUCAAAAUUAGACGAAACCAAACUGCCAUCGCACGAGGACUUUUAUGACUCCAUGCGAAAGAGCAACAUAACCAGGGAGGAUUACAAGCGUGCCUGGACUGUGUGGAAUUUGUUCAAAUGUAAAACUUUAGGCGAAUAUUCAGAUAUUUAUUUAAAAUCCGACGUUUUACUUUUAGCCGAUAUUUUUGAAAACUUCAGAGAGGUGUGUCUGAAAACGUACGGUCUGGACCCGAGUCAGUUUUAUACGACACCGGGCCUAUCAUGGACGAGCGCCCUGAAGGCGACAAAGGUCGAACUGGACCUGUUGACCGACGUGGACAUGAUACACUUCUUGAAGUACGGUAUCCGCGGAGGAGUCAGUCAGUGUAGUGUGAGAAAGGCCGCGGCUAAUAAUAAAUUUUUACCUAAUUACGACCCUUCCAAACCUAUUUCUUACGUCAUGUACGCUACCAAUUUAUACGGGGCGGCCAUGUCACAAUACCUCCCAACGGGAAACUUUGAGUGGUUGGAGGAGGGCAAAAUUCAAAAUUUAGAUAUUACGCGUAUCCCCAACGAUUCACCUAGGGGCUAUAUUUUCGAAGUAGAUUUGGACUAUCCGGAAGUGCUGCAUGACGCACACAACGAACUGCCUUUUUGCCCGGAAUCCAUCGUUUCGCCAAUCGGGAAAACCAAAAUGAGAAAACUUAUUCCAAAUUUAAACAAUAAACGUAAUUAUGUAUUGCAUUAUAGGAAUCUGCAACAGGCUUUAAGCAACGGUUUAAAGCUUGUUCGCAUCCAUCGCGUUCUUGUUUUCGAUCAAUCUCCCUGGCUAAAACAAUACAUAGACUUGAAUACGGCGAUGCGUAAUACAGCUAAAAAUAAGUUUGAAAAAGAUUUUUUCAAACUUAUGAAUAACGCUGUGUUUGGAAAACCGAUGGAAAAUGUGGACAAAAGGGUGGACGUGCGGCUCGUUUCCCAUUGGGAAAAUAUUGGGAAAAGGUUGGGGGCAGAAGCGUUAAUCGCGAGACCUAAUUUUAAAAAUGUCGCCAUAUUUAGCGAAAAUCUAGUAGCUCUCCAGAUGGAAAGGACUAAAGUCGUAUAUGAUAAGCCUAUUUACGCCGGAUUUUGCAUUUUGGACAUAUCCAAGACUCUCAUAUACGACUUUUUUUACGGCUAUCUAAAGGCUAAGUACGGCGACAAAGCCGUCUUACUCUACACCGAUACCGACAGCCUCGUUGUCCAAAUUUUUUGCGAAAAUUUCUACGAAGAUAUGAAAGAAAAUUUGGACAAAUUCGAUACUUCUAAUUACUCGGAGAACAACCAACACGGCAUUCCUGUAAACAAGUCCGUUCUUGGUAAAAUGAAGGACGAGUACGCAGGACGGCCGUUGUGGGAAUUCUUGGGUACGGGAGCGAAAGCUUAUUGCGUAAAUGUGGACGGCAACGAGUUGACCAAAAAGGCCAAGGGCGUUGCUGACUCGGUCAGCCAGCGCGAACUUAGUCUCGACGACUAUAAGCGCGCUGUCCACGAGGAAGGCACGCUAAUCUUGCGCCAAAUGUCUUCGUUUCGCUCACAUUUACAUGAUAUGUACGUCGAACUGAAAAAUAAGGUGGCGUUGUCUUACGCGGAUGACAAACGACAUCUUAUACCCGGCUCAGAGUACACGCUAGCUUGGGGCCAUCGAAAUUUAGUUGGUUCAAAGGACAGCGGGAAAAUCACUGAUUGAUCGACCACCAGAUAUUUCUUUUGGCAAACUAAUAUGUUACGAUUCCUUUAGAUGAUUGUAGUUUAUAUUUGUGUUUAAUUUAUGUAUCUAUUUAUGUCCAUAUAUGCUAUUUAUAUAUGCAUAUCGUUCGAAUAUAUUUAUUAAUAUGUGUCUAUCCUGAUGGGGUUUUGUAUAUGAUUAAUAAAACAAUUUGUUCGAUAUUAGUGUCAUUAAACGUCUUUUUCCCUGUUGCAUU